AUCCGUUAAAAACAAGGAUGGUAACGUCAUUAUAAUAAGUUAACGGACGUAUAACCAACCACCGUAAGAUACUGAUAAAACAAAGGGAAGGAAAGAAAGAAAGACAGAAAAGUUGAACAAACUAAAGAGAAAAAACUGAAACAGAGAUUUAAUCUUCUGAGUUGAUAUAAGGGGUUUCUAAGAAGAUUAAAGAAAACCACCCAGAUGUUAAAUUCUUAAAAGUUGAGUUAUUUUGGGUUUAAGUUUGAUGAUAGUUAUGGAUUUGUCCCCAAGCUCAGAUAAGAGAAAACAAGGAACUUUGGAUGGCUUCUCGACUGUUAGUCCCACAACUAGGGUGUUCUGGAAUUCUCGCAAGAGAUCUGCAAAUGGCCGAAUAAUCGUUAAACCAGCAGAAGAAACACUAGAAACUACGGAGAAACAGAAGAAAGAGGAAUCACAAAUGGACGUGGAAAACCCACAAGAACCGUCGCCACUUCCGGUCCUUUCAGAGCGUAGAAAGGCUCUUUUUGAACCGUUGGAGCCAACAACAGACCCAACGAAUGCUCGUCGUUCGUCAGCUGAUAUGCUACUUCCUCCACCCGAUUUUGACGCUGCAUGCUAUCCUAAAGGCUGGCUGAUCGGAAAGAAACGGAAGCUCGUCAAUGUUGAUGUUGUUGAAAGCAUGCGACGAAUUGCCGUUCAGGAAAUGAACAGAAAGGACCGGGAAAUCGAUGGCUUAAAUGAGCAACUAGAGGAGGAUGCAAGAGUCUUGGAACAUCUCCAAGUUCAACUCUUGGAAGAACGCAGCAAACGUGCAGAUAAAGAGAGAGAAAAUAGGAUGCUGCAGGACCAGAUCUCUAUGUUGAUGAAUAUGUUACAGGAACCAGAAGGAGCUGAUGAGGAUGAAGACACACAGGAUCCCUAGUUAAAGCCCCGUAUUCUUUAAAGAAUCUGUUAUUGUGUCCAAGUACAUACUAGUUAGUUAUACAUUUCAGGAAGAAACAAAGAUAGGCCAAAUGUUGUUCAUUAGUUGGUAAUAAUAAAUUUCCCUUGUAUGCUGAUUACAGAAUUUAAAAUUGAAUUUGAACGUUCGAUUAAUGAUAAGGUCCUAUUCUUUAUAACA
This is a messenger RNA of Papaver somniferum (opium poppy), 1102 nucleotides long. Its product is annotated as protein HEADING DATE REPRESSOR 1-like. Lineage: Eukaryota; Viridiplantae; Streptophyta; Magnoliopsida; Ranunculales; Papaveraceae. The transcript is spliced from 3 exons. The record is from RefSeq and is a predicted model, not a curated record. Gene Ontology annotation, biological process: regulation of flower development. Bases 248 to 904 code for a protein of 218 amino acids.